Molecule: messenger RNA, 825 nt
Organism: Centruroides sculpturatus (bark scorpion)
Lineage: Eukaryota; Metazoa; Arthropoda; Arachnida; Scorpiones; Buthidae
Gene: Yeti
Product: craniofacial development protein 1-like
Exons: 4
Coding region: 17-397 (126 amino acids)
Source: RefSeq, a predicted model, not a curated record
CUGAAAUCAAAUAAAUAUGUUUAAAUAUUUGCUUAGGGUAACAAAAGAAGUUGAUGUAGAUUCAGAAGAAGCUAAGAAAUUUGAAAACAAAGAUGAAAAUAAAGCUGCCGAACAACCAGAAUCUAAUAAAAGUGCUCAAGUUGGCAUUAAACGUUCAAGUAAUAUAGGGAAUAUACUUGGAAAAGUUAUGGGAAAGAAGCCUAAAAUGACAACAUUGGAUAAAUCUCGAUUAGAUUGGGAAAAUUUUAAAAAGGAUGAAAAUAUUGAUGAUGAAAUAAAGUUACAUAAUAAAGGAAAAGAUGGCUAUUUGGAAAGACAGGCAUUCCUUCAAAGAGUCGAUUUACGUCAAUUUGAAGUAGAAAAGAGUAUUCGAGAAAUAAACCGAAGUAAAAGAUGACCUUGAUUAUCUGUUCUCAAUCAUCCUUAAUGACUAUGUAGCAUUCCAUGUUUUUUUCUUUCCUCUAUUUUCAAUCAUUCAUAUAUUCUCAUUUCAUAAAUCUAUAAAUGCAAUUUUUUUAAAAAAUUAUUGUAUGAUUACGGAUGAAACAGUCACAGAAAAUAGUAAUUAAAUAUUGUAUUUUGUUGGAUAUUUUAAUUAAUAAUUAACUAAUUUUAAAAUAUUUCUUAUAUUAAUCUGAACGAGAGCUAAUCAAUAGAACUACUGAAUGUCAACAGUUCUGUUGAUGUCUCUAGAGAGUUAUACUGAUAUCUAGAUGUAUGUAAACAGUGCAACUCUUGUGUAAACAGAAAAUUCAAAUACUAUUUGUUGUGUAAUUUUUUUUUUUAUUUUUAAUGAAAUAAAAUAUGUGAAAAAAAGAAAAAAAA